CUGGCUGUGAGUCACGGCGCCGGGAGGGCGGCCGCAGCUCCGCGUCCCCCAGCACCCAACACGCCGCGGGAAGGGACCCUUCCCCUCGCCAUGGCUUCCCUGGGGCAGAUCAUCUUCUGGAGCAUUAUUAGCAUCAUCAUUAUUUUGGCUGGAGCCAUUGCCCUUAUCAUCGGUUUUGGUAUUUCAGGGAGACACUCCAUUACAGUCACUACUCUGACCUCAGCUGGAAACAUUGGGGAGGAUGGAAUCCUAAGCUGCACUUUUGAACCUGACAUCAAGCUUUCUGAUAUCGUGAUACAGUGGCUGAAGGAAGGUGUUAUAGGCUUGGUACAUGAGUUCAAAGAAGGCAAAGACGACCUGUCAGACCAAGAUGAAAUGUUCAGAGGCCGGACAGCAGUGUUUGCUGAUCAAGUGAUAGGCGGCAAUGCCUCUCUGAGGCUGAAAAACGUGCAACUCUCAGAUGCUGGCACCUACAAAUGUUACAUCAUCACCUCCAAAGGCAAGGGGAAUGCCAACCUUGAGUAUAAAACUGGAGCCUUCAGCAUCCCAGAGGUGAAUGUGGACUAUAAUGCCAGCUCAGAGAGCUUACGGUGUGAGGCUCCCCGAUGGUUCCCCCAGCCCACAGUGGUCUGGGCAUCCCAAGUUGACCAGGGAGCCAACUUCUCAGAAGUCUCCAAUACCAGCUUUGAGCUGAACUCUGAGAAUGUGACCAUGAAGGUUGUGUCUGUACUCUACAAUGUCACGAUCAACAACACAUACUCCUGUAUGAUUGAGAACAACAUUGCCAAAGCCACGGGGGAUAUCAAAGUGACAGACUCCGAGAUUAAAAGGCGGAGUCACCUACAGCUGCUGAACUCAAAGGCGUCCCUGGGUGUCUCUUCUUUCUUCGCCAUCAGCUGGGUACUCCUGCCUCUCUCCCCUUACCUGAUGCUAAAAUAAUGUGCCCUGGACACACAGAAACACGCAAAGUCAUUGGUACGACAGGUGAGAUGAAUCACGAAUGGCGUGGGGAUCGGAUCUGUGUGUGCUUGCGUUCCUAACAAGAGUCAAGCAACCUCCAGCAUCAGCCUCAGAAAGAAACAUUUGAUAAUGCCAGGGCAGUGGGCACUCUUCCUGCUGGUCUUGUGAAAGGUAAAUAUGUGUGAACAAAGAGUGUAGAUCUCAUCGAUAUACUUCCAGCAAAAACAAGUCUGCAAUUCAAAUAUUUGUGUAAAUUCAAACAUCUUUUCAUUGACCGAGUUAUCCAUCCACAAGGCAUAAAGACAAAGAGAAAGAGAUGUUUAGCCCCGAUAGUUCCUCUGGAUUUCACUGUUAUCUUACAAAACCUCAUGACAUGCACAUAAUCACUCACACAGGUGACCUCUUCCUAGCCCCCCAGCAAAGCUCCUAUUGACCAGAAGUUUGACAAAUGACUCCCCAACUAGCCCCGCCCCUGCUGAGACUUCUGUCACUUCAGUCCUCUGGCUCCCAUUAUUAGUAGGACAUUGCUUUCUGAAUAUUCUUCUUGUAUGGCAUCUGUGUACAGCUGAGCUCAUGAAGCUCCAGUCAGCACUAUCACAUGACUCAGCGGCAUCGCCACCAUGCAUCCAGGCUCGCAACCUUAGAGCUAUUUCUGUCCCCGCUCUGUCCUUGAUGUCCAUUUGUCACUAAGCCCCAGAGCAUUUUCCCUGGGUUGUCCCUCAGACUGACCCUAAUCCAGCCUCUACUGUUUCACACACCAGACUAGUUCUAAAACCUUAUACUUGCUCCUUCCUCUCCCUGUGUCCAUCAAUAGGAAAUAAGAUGCCAAAAUAAAAUGAUUCCAAUGCUAUUUUCAUCACAGCAUUCCUUUGCUC
Molecule: messenger RNA, 1835 nt
Organism: Neomonachus schauinslandi (Hawaiian monk seal)
Lineage: Eukaryota; Metazoa; Chordata; Mammalia; Carnivora; Phocidae
Gene: VTCN1
Product: V-set domain containing T cell activation inhibitor 1
Exons: 5
Coding region: 91-939 (282 amino acids)
Source: RefSeq, a predicted model, not a curated record